Molecule: messenger RNA, 561 nt
Organism: Talaromyces proteolyticus
Lineage: Eukaryota; Fungi; Ascomycota; Eurotiomycetes; Eurotiales; Trichocomaceae
Exons: 1
Molecular function (GO): acyltransferase activity, transferring groups other than amino-acyl groups
Source: RefSeq, a predicted model, not a curated record
AUACGCACUGCCACUGAGGAUGACAUUCCCCAGGUCCACGCAAUAUACUGCCACUAUGUGACAAAUACCGUCUUGACGUUUAUGCAAACGCCGCCACCACUGGAGUCCACCAUUGACAAGUUCAGAAACAACACGAUCGCGCGCGGGCUACCAUACCUCGUUGCUGUGGAUGAGGAGGACGAGGAUGAGAAAAGGGUGAUAGGAUUUGCCUAUCUCUCGCCAUUUCGGGGCUCAAUGCUCUCAUAUGGACCUACAGUCGAGUUAUCCCUAUUUUUAAACCCAAAUCAAACGAAUGGAGGAAUCGGCACGCGACUCCUGUCGACAUUGCUUUCAAAACUAGAUUCUAAGCCAAAUACGACAGCAGUAUUGCACAAGGCAGUAGAGCAUGCGGGAUACCAAGGGUAUGAAGAGUUCUCCGAACCAAUGCCUGUUCAGAAUGUCCUUGCGUGUAUGGCUCUCGAUCCAGAUGGCAUAAACGGAGGGGAGGGGCUUCGAAUGUGGUACGAGCAACGAGGGUUUGUGGAGAGGGGAAGAUUGAAAAGGGCUGGGUGGAAGAAGGGC